AUGGCUAAUGACCACCCUCGGCCUGCUAAUCAGCUCUUUGUCUGGGGUGCAGGCAACUUUGGCCAGUUUGGAUGGGGUGCCGACCAACUCGGGGAAUUCGCUGUUCCCAAACGCAAUACGUGGUUCGAGAAAAAGAUGGAAGAAGGUGGCUUCGGCGGGGAAGGCGCCGGCCUCGAGGCCAUUGCUGCAGGUGGUCUCCAUACCCUAUUCAUUGAUGAGAAAGGAACUGUGUGGUCAUGCGGUGUGAAUGAUGACGCAGCACUAGGACGUGUCACCAAGGACGUUCCAGAUCCAGAUAAUCCUGGAAAAUUUAUCCACAUUGAUGAGCUUACCGCUAUCCCGUAUCCUCUUCAGUCGCUUGUUGAUGAGGGAUUCCGCGCAGUAAGGAUUGCUGCUGGUGAUAGUAUUUCUGCCGCCAUCAGCGAUGACGGCGAACUUCGAGUUUGGGGUUCUUUCCGUGCUGCAGAAGGCUCCCUUGGCUUCUCUGGCGACGUGCGACUAGAAUUCCUUCCCAAAGCGAUUUUAGAUUUGCCCACAAAAGCUGGCGAUGCUGAGAAGGCUGUUUCAGUUGUGUCAGGCAACAACCAUCUUCUCGUGCUGACUACACAUGGCAACGUCUACGCGUGGGGUGCUGGAGAGCAAGGCCAGCUCGGUCGCAAAAUUCUCGAACGUCGUAAGAUCCAUGGCACAGUCCCCGAAAAAAUCAUUCUUGGUACCCGCCACAACCGUGCAAUAUUGGUUGGCGCAGGAAACUAUCACUCAUUUGCCAUCGACGAAGAGGGCGACGUCUGGGGUUGGGGCUUGAAUACGAUGGGUCAGACAGGCACCGGGGUCGCGGAACCAAAAUCGAUGUCCGACGAAGUGCGAUCACCAAGAAUCAUCAGGUCGCUGUGCCAGAGGACCCUCGGUGAUUCAAUCGUGCAGAUCACAGGCGGCGAACAUCACACUCUUUUCCUGACUUCGACUGGGAACGUGUAUGCGUGCGGUCGGUGUGACGGUGGUCAGCUUGGUAUCAGCGACGAGGUCGAGGAAUAUGCUUCACGCAAGAACACUGAAUUCGUCCCGGAACCUAUGUUGGUCCCGUUCCCAGACCCGGACGAUCCUAUCGUGUUCAUUUCGGCUGGCACACACAAUAACAUGGCUAUCUCUCGUGCAGGCGCGCUGUACGCAUGGGGAGAGGAGUCUCAAGGAGAAUUGGGUGUUAACGAAAAGGAAGCUAAGACCCCAACGGUGGUGGUGCGCAAGGAUGGUGGCGCAUGGAGGGCAGUGAGCGUUGCCUGCGGUGGCCAGCACACUCUUGGGAUGUUCAGAAAGAAGACCUAG
Messenger RNA from Suillus subaureus, 1323 nucleotides. RefSeq names its product regulator of chromosome condensation 1/beta-lactamase-inhibitor protein II. Gene Ontology annotation, molecular function: guanyl-nucleotide exchange factor activity. Lineage: Eukaryota; Fungi; Basidiomycota; Agaricomycetes; Boletales; Suillaceae. The coding region runs from base 1 to 1323 and encodes 440 amino acids. Gene Ontology annotation, cellular component: cytoplasm. The record is from RefSeq and is a predicted model, not a curated record. The transcript has 3 exons.